This is a messenger RNA of Setaria italica (foxtail millet), 2199 nucleotides long. RefSeq names its product myb-related protein P. Gene Ontology annotation, molecular function: catalytic activity. Bases 485 to 1882 code for a protein of 465 amino acids. The record is from RefSeq and is a predicted model, not a curated record. NCBI's taxonomy places the organism in Eukaryota, Viridiplantae, Streptophyta, Magnoliopsida, Poales, Poaceae. The transcript has 3 exons.
CCUCUCAUCGCCUCCCACACCUCGUUCUCCCCGUCUCUCCUAGAGCCCCAGUAUGCAGGCACUACCAUGCACCAUUCAACCCCUAAUCAUUCUCCUCCGAUCCCCACACCAUAUCUGUUUCGGCGCUCCCGGUCCAAUCCUCGCCCACAUACACCAAAAACGUAAGCAUUGCACCAAAAACCCCAGGCAUCAGAUGCUCCAAUCUAUGCAGCCCAUAUAUAGCCCCUUUUGGAGAGCCAAAAGGUGAAAGUGCCAACAAAUAUGAAAACGCCACCGUAGCCCCUCACUGAACUCGCCUGCAAAAACCACUUGCAAACCACACAAACCGAAAACGCCAGCUCGUCGGCCUCCAUUUUUAGCAACUUUUCCCUUAAAUCUCCGCUUGCACACCUUCUUCCCCCCAGGCCCCCCACACAGGCACACAGCCGUGCCUCUGUCUCCCCUCCCUCCUCGACCCUUCCCCGGCGCCGCCGAGGCCUCGCCCAUGGAGAGGAGCCCCGGCGCGGCGUUGACAUCGUCACCCGAGGAGGAGGAGGAGAAGACGGCGGAUGGCCAUGCUGGCGAGGAGGCGGCGGCGGAACAGGAGCAGGAGGAGGAGGCGGCGGCGCCGGUGGUGCUGAAGAAGGGGCCCUGGACCACGGCGGAGGACGCCAUGCUCGUGGACCACGUCCGGCGCCACGGCGAGGGGAACUGGAACGCCGUGCAGCGACUGACCGGCCUCCUCCGCUGCGGCAAGAGCUGCCGCCUCCGCUGGACCAACCACCUCCGCCCCAACCUCAAGAAGGGCUCCUUCUCCCCCGACGAGGAGCUCCUCAUCGCCCAGCUCCACGCGCAGCUCGGCAACAAGUGGGCGCGCAUGGCCGCGCAUCUGCCGGGGAGGACGGACAACGAGAUCAAGAACUACUGGAACACGAGGACCAAGCGCCGCCAGCGCGCCGGCCUGCCCGUGUACCCGCCGGAGGUGCAGCUCCAGCUCGCGCUCGCCAAGCGCCGCCGUUACGACGAGCUCUCGCCGCUAUCGGGGACGGCGGUCAAUGUCCAGGGCGCGCUGGACGCCGCCGCCGCCGCGGCCGGGUACACCAGCUCCCGGCCGGCGCCGCUCGACCUGGCUCGCCAGCUCGCCGCGACGAGCCAGACGGUGCAGUUCCUCUCCCCGACGCCGUUCUCUGCGCCUUCGUCCCCGUGGGCGAAGCCGUUCGCGCGGAACGCCCAGUACUUCCAGCUCGCGCACUCGUCGCCCGUGUCGCCGUCGACGCCGACCGGGCCGCUGCACCCCGUCACGCCGGACCUGUCCCUCGGCUACGGCGUGCGCGGCGCCGACCAGCAGAGCAGGCUAGCGCCGCUCUCGCCGUCCCCUGGCCCCAGAGUGGAGCUCCCUUCAAACCAAUUCGGCCAGGCGAUGCCGCCGACCUCGGCCGCCGCCGCCGGCUUAGGCGGCGGUGCGGCGCUGCCGGAUCAGCACCAGAACGCGGCGAGCCUGGAGAAGAUGCUGCAGGAGCUGCACGACGCCAUCAAGGUCGACCCGCCGGCGCUGGCCCCGGCGAACGGAGACGCCGCGCGCCCCGGCGGCGGCAGCGGCGCUGUCCUGGAGCGGCAUGGUGGCAGAGAGAACAAAUCGGGCGGCCAGCAUAGGGUUGACGACAUGGAGACGCUGUUCGACCUGAUGAUCCCGACGCUCAACGCGCCGGAGACCGUGCAGGUGCCGCCGGCAGCUGCGCCCAACCACUCCAGCUCGACCUCGCAGCACAGCAGCGACGACCAGGACCCGUCCACCGUCGACCUCGGCGUGGACCUGCCGGUCGCCGGUGGCGGCGGCUCGUCGGACCAGGACUGGGGCCUCGACGGCGUCUGCCAGUGGAGCAACAUGUCCAGGAUCUGCUGAUGAUUGCAGCAACUGCAGGAGCAGGAUCCAUCGACGCGGCCAUGUCAGACCAUCGAUCGAGUGGCUGUGCUUAAGACAUCCGAUGAUUCUAAGAACUCCUUAAGGAGAGAGUCCCAUUCUGAACCUUUGUUGAUGUUGAUGCUGUCAGAUGCCAAGCAUCAUGGACAAAUCUGUUUGUGUUCUGUUUUCUUGAAGACUAUGCUGGUUGGUCACCAACUCAAUCUCAGCUGCGCAAUCCAAACCGAACUUGCGUCAGCGUCUAGUAAUGUAUGUUUCCCAUUUGUUUGUCAUCAUGAAUGGUAGAUUUUGAAGAUAGA